UUUGGCGAGAGAGGACCGUUCCGUUCCCUUCCGUUGGCGUUGAGCGUUCAAAGACUAAACUCCAAUUGUGAAAGCACAUUCUUGAGUUGACUGACUGACUGUUGCCUCCUCGCCUACAUAUUCUCCAUGGCUUUGGCCUUCCUCCUUCCUCACCAUUCCUUCCAAUCUUGUUUACAAUAAGCUCCAAAACAGUCUGCUGCAACCGCCACUUUCCUCAGUCCCCACUCUUUGAUUCUCUGCCGUCGGGGAAUGAUGGCGCAGGCCAGGCGCUCCUUUGAACUGAACACCGGAGCUAAGAUCCCUUCGAUCGGUCUCGGGACUUGGCAAGCUGCUCCUGGCGUCGUCGGCGAUACCGUCACCACCGCCAUUAAGAUUGGAUACAGGCACAUUGAUUGUGCGCAGGCCUACGCUAACGAGAAGGAGAUUGGCUCUGCGCUUCAGAAGCUGUUUGCUGAUGGAGUUGUCAAGCGUGAUGAGGUGUGGAUCACUUCUAAGCUCUGGUGUGCUGAUCAUGCUCCUGAAGAUGUGCCAGAGGCAUUAAAUAGGACUUUGAGGGAUUUGCAGCUUGACUAUGUGGAUCUCUAUCUAGUUCAUUGGCCUGUGAGGAUGAAGAAAGGGUCCGUGGGGUUCAAGACUGAAAACCUUGAAACCCCUGACAUACCUAGUACAUGGAAAGCUAUGGAGGCCCUCUGUGAUUCAGGCAAAGCUAAGGCCAUUGGAGUCAGUAAUUUUUCAACGAAGAAGCUCGGAGAUUUGCUAGCAGUAGCUCGUAUUCCCCCUUCUGUUAACCAAGUUGAAUGUCAUCCCGUAUGGCAGCAGCCAAAGCUCCAUGAGUUCUGCAAGUCCAAGGGCAUUCAUCUCUCGGGCUAUUCGCCACUGGGCUCUCCGGGAAGUAUUAAGACCGAGGUUCUGAAGAAUCCGGUUCUCAACACAGUUGCAGAAAAAUUAGGGAAAACCCCUGCCCAAGUAGCACUGCGAUGGGGAAUACAAGCGGGGCACAGUGUGCUGCCAAAGAGCACAAACAAGAACAGGAUCAAGGAGAACUUUGAUGUUCUGGACUGGUCCAUCCCUGAUGAUUUGCUUCCCAAAUUUGCUGAAAUUGAGCAGGCAAGUGGACUUUUAGUUUCGACUCCAUGGCCCCGAUUGAACUGCAUAUGCUACUUGUUAAAUGUGUUUUGUGCACCCUGAACAGCUUAUUCCAUACUUGGCUGAGCAGUUGAGAAGCUCGUCAUCGACAGUGAGAGCUAUAUAUAACUGCAGACCUCAUUCUUUUGUGCUCUGAUUUUUGCAGGAAAGGCUGAUUAAAGGUACAGUGUUUGUGAGUGAGAGUUAUGGCGCGUAUAAGUCUGUGGAACAACUUUGGGAUGGUGAACUGUGAGAACAUAUAGAUCGCUGGGCUUCCUGUUGAAUGCUCUUGGGUCUUGUACUGCUUAGUUUUUGCAUCUGUGCUAUCUAGUCAUCGCUUUCGCGCAAUGCUGACCUUGCUGAUGAAGGAUAGUUCUAUGCCUUUCGAAUCUGGCAGAUAUGUAGUUUUCAGCUCGGGAAAGGGCAGAGUAUUUGGUAGUGUUAGUGUUGUGGUAUAUGAUCCACGAUUGAACCUCUCCCAACAACUCGAGUUAUUGGGACCAACUGGUUUAUGACAUGGUAUAAGAGCAAACGGUUUAUAGAUUAUGAUGAGACUUUUGCUCCAGUGGUUAAGAUGCAAACGGUCCGAUGUGUUUUUGCAGUUGCGGCAAUGAAAGGGUGGCCGUUAUUUCAGUUAGAUGUGAAAAAUGCGUUCCUACAUGGUGAUCUAAAGGAAACCAUAUAUAUGGAGCGCCCUCCAGGUUAUGGGAAGGGAGAUUCGAGCAUGGUCUGUAAGCUGGUACGAUCGUAAUAUGGACUUAAACAGGCACCACGUGCGUGGUUCGAGAAAUUUCACAGUACUAUUGCUCAAGAGGGUUUCACACAGAGUUAUAAUGAUCCAUCCUUGUUCUUGCGCAAUACCGUAGAUGGAGUGGUGAUCUGCUUAUAUAUGUGGACGACAUGAUCAUUACGGGCAGUGAUACCCAAGGCAUUGAUGAGUUAAAGGCUUCACUUCAUCGUUCCUUUAAUUUGAAGGACCUCGGUGCGGUGGAAUAUUUUCUUGGGCUGCAAGUUCAGCGCUCGGAACAGGGUCUCUUUGUUUCUCAGAAGAAAUACAUUGCUGAUUUGCUCGAGACAACCCAGUUUAGCACCUGCAUUCCGUGUUCGACACCCAUGGAACAGAACCUGAAGUUACAUCAGGAGAGCUGGUUUGUCAUUGAGGUCACGUGUUCAAUUCCUCAUGACCCCAAAUAUUAACCGUUAUCUUCAAAGCACAUGGUAGGGCUGGGCCUGUGCAAACUUCAAGCCCAUGAGUCGGCUUUCGUUUGAGGGGGUGUGUAAGGAAGUGGUUAAGCACCAUACACGGGCCUGUAUAAGAUCCAGCAUAACCUUCUCCCAACAACUCGAGUUAUUGGGAUCAACUGGUUCUUGACAUGGUAUCAGAGCCUUCUGUGACUGAGAGGUCUUGUGUUCGAUUCUAGGAGACCCCCAUUUGUUAAGCACAUGGUAUUCUUGUCUUCAGACAUGUGCAAUCUUCAAGCCCUUAUAAGUGGCUUUCGUUUGAGGGGGCGUGUUAGUGUUGUGGUAUAUGAUCCACGAUUAAACCUCUCCCAACAACUCGAGUUAUUGAGACCAACUGGUUUAUGACAGGUAGAUAUUACAAAAUUGGCGGAACAUAAAGUUAUUGUUAUGAACUCAAGACAACUGAUGU
This is a messenger RNA of Linum tenue, 2776 nucleotides long. NCBI's taxonomy places the organism in Eukaryota, Viridiplantae, Streptophyta, Magnoliopsida, Malpighiales, Linaceae. The record is from the annotation of a GenBank genome assembly.